Molecule: messenger RNA, 3702 nt
Organism: Hippoglossus stenolepis (Pacific halibut)
Lineage: Eukaryota; Metazoa; Chordata; Actinopteri; Pleuronectiformes; Pleuronectidae
Gene: pxdc1b
Product: PX domain containing 1b
Exons: 5
Coding region: 418-1119 (233 amino acids)
Molecular function (GO): phosphatidylinositol binding
Source: RefSeq, a predicted model, not a curated record
GGGAGGAGGAAGCUGAGGCUGGAAGGAGCAGCAACAUCCAGCCAGUGAGGAGUGACGUGCUGAGGGUUUGAGAAGCAGCACUUUCUCACACGGACCCUUUUUCCCUCUAAAUGUCCUGGAAGCAGACAGAGAAACAAAGUGUCCCACAGAUCGAUAUUUUGUUUUCAGGGGCGUUAUCUGUGAGUGUGAAGUGUUUUUUUUCCUACAUGAUGCCACGUUGAGAUGACGCCUGUGAUGACCUGAGCAGCCGCAGUGAUCCUCCGGACUCUGCAGGGAGCGGACUCCGACUAAACUUCUCUCGUCUUUCACUCCACUUUCCUCUGGAUUCCUUCCUCUGCCGGGUCCUGUCUCCACUUCCCCGGGACCGUCCCCCGGGCCGUCCCCAUGCCGCUGGACUGACCGGGCCGCCCCGGAGGAAUGGCAUCGGCCGUGUUCGAAGGCACGUCGCUGGUCAACAUGUUCGUCCGGGACUGCUGGGUCAACGGGAUCCGCAGACUCAUCAUCAGCCAGCGGGGCGAGGAAGAGGAGUUCUUCGAGAUCCGGACCGAGUGGUCGGACCGGAACAUUUUAUACUUGCACCGCAGUUACUCCGACCUGGGCCGGCUCUUCAAGAGACUGCUGGAGUCCUUCCCCGAGGACACGAGGGACCUGUCCAACUGUCCACUCAUAGAAGGGCUGGUAAAGAUCAAGGACGCGAAUGACAUCGAAGAGAAGCUGAAUGAGGUGGAAGGAUUACUGAAGAACGCCAUCAACAUGCCAUGCAAGUAUUCCAGGUCAGAGGUGAUGUUGACGUUCUUCGAGCGGUCACCACUUGACCAAGUGCUGAGGAAUGACAAAGUCCACAGAAUCCAGCCGUGCUUUCAGAGUCCGAUCAAGAUAUCAGAAAUCAUGCGGUCGAAUGGAUUCUGUCUGGCCAACACGGAAACCAUCGUAUUUGAUCACAGUAUCCCUGAGGAGAAGGAGAGGCCUUCGUCCACCGACUCUGUGGAGCAUACGUACGAGGACGGAACAGAGUUUUUGCCAAUGGAAUCAGACCUGUGUGAUGAGGAAUCAGAAGCGUAUGUCACCAACCUUUCCUACUAUCAUCUGGUCCCGUUCGAGACUGACAUCCUGGAAUGAGGAUUUUACACGACAGACAAUGGACGGUUGAUGUUGACAUUGAGGAAUUCAUACUCUUAAAUGGAUCCAAGCUAUGCAGUGCCGCACAUAGCUGCUCCAGUUAAUGCUGCUUCAAGAUUUAUCGCCCAUUUCGGAGUCGGGCAGGUGCCCAACAUGCACCGAGACAUUGAGAUAAUGUGAUGUCACCAGUGUGCCUCGUCCACAGCCUUACCUGAGUGUUAAACCAGAUCAAAACAAGAUGGAAAUACAAAUCUUGAGACUAUGGAAGGUGUUCAUCAUGUGAUGGAACCUGUGGAGGCCAAAGUUGAUGUCCUCAGGUCCCAUGACCACUUUAAGAGAACUGAAUUUUUAUACACCAGUGACCACGAGGGCGAGAACUCCACAUCAAAUUGACGUUAUCGGACCAUCGACUGUUACUUUUCUGAAUUUACCAGCUCUCCUCCUUUUUCUACAUCUUCCAUAUUCGGAUAUAGUAUUUGCGAGGAGAUCUGCAAAGCAUCUGCCUCCUCUCCUUCAAACUGCUUUGCACAGUGUUACCACUCUGCCGUUUGAUUUGCUGUGGGAAGACAGGAAGCUGUCAUGAAGCUCUGUGUAUCAUCUUUGUUUAUGGUUCCACCAGCAUUUAGGACGUUUUUUUUUAUGUACCAGCUUAAAACUCUUUUUCUUUUGUUGCCGUAAUCUGCAGUAGAUUGUUUGACAUGAGAGUUUCCCUAGAUCCAGGUGAAACAAGGCAAAAAAUAGCUACCUCUAAGCACAAUAUAUAGAAUUUAUGGCAAUUUAGCCAUCUAGAUUUAAGAUAAAACUAAUUUUAAGGACUUAAAUCUGCAAAAAUGAAAUGUAUAGCUUGAACUAUAGAUUUUUCAGGAUUCUUCAAGAACAAUUGUUAAGAGGACGCAAUAACUGAUGAUGGGAACAAGGGCUUAGUUGUGCCAAAAGCCAGAGUGUGGUGCUAGAGUUCAGACAUCGCCCUAAGAUGGACACCAGCAUGACGGCCGAGCUGAACGAGAUGGGUCUGACAUCGGGAGAAGGCCCAACAGGAAGCCCAGGACAGACCCCGAUGGAAGCAGAUCUUCUUCUGCCCCUCAAGGGACGACGAGGACAUAAUGAUAAUAAUAAUAAAUAAUAGUUUUUUCAUAGCUGUAUUUGCUUGCCUCUGUUUCACUCGGUUCUUUGGUUACUGUCAAGUUAAAGAACAUGAAAUAAAUAUGAAGUGCCAUUAUUAUUUUCUUACAACACACUCUUUCCAAAGUGAGAACUUAAUUCUGCCUUUUUUUUUACGUUGCCGAGAGUUUUUAGAGACGUUUUCUCAGAAUAAUAAAAUAUAAAUAUGUGUUCACAGUGUCGCAUGUAACGUCGCUUAUUUUGUUGUUUAUAGUCCAAUAUUUUCAUGUAUCGGAGGAUGUGUGUCUUGCCUUUAGGUGGACAACUGAAUCAUCUCUGUUGCCGUCUGGUGAAAUGGGGCAAAGAGCGCUUUGUUUUCUGGGUCAGUUGAGGUCGUAUGUGACCCGCUCUGCAAGAUGACGUGAGUGGGCUCCAGCAGACAUCUGACUGUGGGAGUCUGCAGCUCGUUCUGCGAGCGGGGAACAAGUCCUCCCUUUUUCUAAAGACAAACAACCUUGCUGUACUUUCUAUAGGAGUGUUUUCACUUGUGUAACUGAAACUGUGGAGCCCGGCGGAGCAUCACAGGGGAUUUGAAUGCAGCUGAAAUGUACAAAUUAAAUUUUUUGUGGAGUGUAAAGUGUAUGGAAGCCCAUCGACAUUCAUUGUGUUGUCGGUGCAGAAGUCAUUGUGGCCGUACAAUACAGGCUCACAGCUUGAGUCCAGUUUUCCACCCUUCUAAACACAAAGGCAUUCAACCCUCACAGUCUUGGCACGCAGGACACACAGGACGGUCCUCGGCGUGAGUCUAUUUUGUAACACAGUCAUGAUCACAACUCGCCCCGUGAGAAAGUCCAGCUCUUUCUCAGGGUGUGAAACUAUUUCAUGCUCUUUUUUUUUUUGUUCUGUCUUUUCUCCAAGAACGACUUCUUGAAUGGAUAGAUAUUCUUUAAAAAAAAUAAAGGUUUCAUCUUACACAAAGUAUUGAUGAAGAUGAUUCAGUAACAAGAAACUGUAUUUGUUUAGAUUUUCAUACCAAGGUCACAGUUUCUCUGCUGAUUGAUGUUUCCUAUAAAGAUCAGAGAAUAAUAACACUCCUCCCUCUGCAGUCAGUGUAAUAUAAAUAUUCUUUCACAGUUUCCAUGAAGUUAUGAUAAAAUGGUACUCAGCUGACAGGGAUGAGUACCAGGAUGCUCCAGUUUCAGCAGUUUUAAUGAAUAUUUUUUAAGACAUUUAUUUUCUAAACUCCAGCCACACUCUGUGAAGCCACCGUUCUAUGUGUCUUAUGUUUUAAUGUUUGACGAGAGAUGUUCUGAUUUGUCAAUGUUUCAAAAAGACUGAUUGAAGAUAAUGUUUAUUAUAAGAUGAAGUAGCCACUUGUUUAGUAACUUAAAUUUUUUAUUAAGACUAUUAGAUACAGAUUAUUAUUCUCAAAGCUUCUCGGAACAAAUGAAUAUGUUUUCAAUAAAUUGUGAAAUUAUGAAA